This is a messenger RNA of Pyrus x bretschneideri (Chinese white pear), 2376 nucleotides long. Its product is annotated as heavy metal-associated isoprenylated plant protein 36. Lineage: Eukaryota; Viridiplantae; Streptophyta; Magnoliopsida; Rosales; Rosaceae. The transcript is spliced from 3 exons. The record is from RefSeq and is a predicted model, not a curated record. The coding region runs from base 803 to 2134 and encodes 443 amino acids. Gene Ontology annotation, molecular function: metal ion binding.
CUACCAUGACCCCUGCCUUGGCAAAUCUGCAAACUCGAAGCCCUUCGUCGAUCCCAUCGCAGCCUUCUCCUCCAACCUCCUCCGUCGAAUCCACCCUCGUCCUCUCCACCCAACCUUCUCCCUCAUCUCCCUUCCUCUGAAAAUCCGACACCUUCGUCUGCAAAUCCCGACCAAACCAGCACCUGACCCUCGAUUUGCAGCGGAGAGGGGCUGGUGGAAAUAUUCGGGCUAUAAUCGACGGAAAGCUUGUAGGAAGGAGUAUGUGUGCCUUCACGGAGGAGAGACGAAAAGGAGUCUGAGGUCUGUCGCGUUGGCAGGGAGGAAGAAGAAAGGUUGUGUUUGGCCACAGGUUUAAGAGAAAAGUUUGUGUUUGGUUACAGUGAUGUGAGAAAGUACAAAUAAACAGGUGUUGUAAUUUUAUUUGGCCACAUGUUAUGGUGAGUAAAUUGGUUACUGACUAAUCAGUAUCCAAGUAUUUUUCUUAAAAAAUUAAAUUCGACCAAAAAAGUUAAAAAUUUUUGAAAUUACAGUGACACCCCACCGACUCGCACCGAGCACCAACUUCAAGGGAUCACACUGUAAUUUCCACUGUGCGACUCAAUUCCCCCUCAGCUACUAGAUCUUUCCCCCCAUCAUAAAUCCCCGUCACUUCCUUCUGAAGCAUUAUCAGUUGCCGCACUCAUUGCAAACCCCCACCCCACCCCUCUCUCUCUCUCUCCUUUCUCUCUCUCUCUCUCUCUCUCCAAAAACCAAGAUCUCUCUCAAAAAACCAAGAGUUGCUUACGCUUUCUGAUUCUGUCCAAUGCCUACAGCUGAAGCUAAACCAGAACAACCGAAAGGAAGUGAAGAAGUUUCCCAACCCCCUCUCAACUACAAGAUUUGGGUUUUGAAAGUCCCUAUCCACUGUGAAGGCUGCAAGAAAAAGGUCGCAAAAAUCUUGAAAAAAAUCGAUGGGGUUUACAAAACAGAGUUUGACGGGAAUAUCGGAAAGGAAAACAAAGUUACAGUGACCGGAAACGUGGAGGCGGAGAUUUUGAUCAGGAAACUGGCUAAGGGAGGGAAAUAUGCAGAGAUGUGGCCUUGUCAGAAGGCUAACAACAGCAAUAAUUCAAAUGACAAGAAGAAAAAUAAGGAGAAGAAUAAGGAGAAACAGCAAGGCGAAGAUACCCAAGGGUCCGAGGACGGCAACCAUGGCGGAACUAGAGGCGGCGGUAGUUGUGAUGAUGAAAGGGAGACGGUUGAGGCUGAAGUUGUUCAAGUUCAGGAUAAUCGUGGUAAGAAGGAAAAUAAAGGUGGUAGUGGCGCGGGUGGGAGUAAGACCGCUGAGGGGGUUAAUGCUGUGAAAGUGAAUGAGGGGGGUGGUGCACCGGCGAAAUCCGGCGGCGGUGGAAAGGGUAAAGAGGUGAAGGCUGAGGUGGUGAAGCAGGGGAAGCCUGUGAACAUGUCUGAACAGCCGGCUGCGGCGGAGAAGUGUUUUGGUAGGGAUGACGAUGAAGAUGACAGUAAUUGUGAGGUUGAUAAAAGUGGAGGCGGCGGCCGAGGCCGCGGCGGCGCUAGUAGCAGUGGAACUAAGAAGAACAAGAAGGGGCCAAGUGGGAAGGCCAAUCCUGAUGAUUCAGAUGAGGUUGAACAAUGUGGUGCUCCUCCACGCACUGGAUCACCUCCAAAUCAUGGCAAUGUACCACGUGGACCUCCUAUGCCUCAGGGGCCUUACCCUUACAUGCUUCCAUCUGGUACUCAAGGCCCUAAUUUUGCUUCAGCUUUUGCUCCGGCUCCGGCUCCGGCUUCGGCUUCAGCACCAGCUCCAGCCAAUCACAUGGCUACACAUCAGCAGAUGUAUGAGUACCAGUACCCCAGGCAGAACUACAACGGGCUUCCUCUCCAAGCUAUGAACUUCAAUACGGCCUACCCCGCCAGGAGCUACGGUGCAUCCCAAUAUGCUGCACCACUACCUCACGCACACUCUUACACUUAUGCGUCUCAAAGUGUGGCAGCUGAGAGUGAGCUGAGGUCCUAUCAUUCGGACUCGUAUCCGCAGUAUUACCCGUCGCCGCCGGAGUAUAAUUCGCCGCAGCAGUCCGAUUCCUUUGUGCUGUUCAGCGACGAGAAUCCGAACGGGUGCAGCAUUAUGUGAAGCAUUGUGUGGCAGCGGCAGCAUUCCGGCAGCGUUCUGACAGCAUGGUGGUGGAAGUGUUAUACUGCUUGUACAAGUGCUUUUGGAGAAGACUCGUGUAGUGGGUUAGUGGGGAAGGAUAAAUGGGUUGUUAAUUAAAACAACAAUAUUACUUUCACUUCAGUAUCCUAUCACGGAAAUAUACAUUAUUGUGCAUAUAUGGAAAGAAAAAAAAUAAAAUAAAGAUGCAAUAAAUUACAGGA